Molecule: messenger RNA, 570 nt
Organism: Hirsutella rhossiliensis
Lineage: Eukaryota; Fungi; Ascomycota; Sordariomycetes; Hypocreales; Ophiocordycipitaceae
Exons: 2
Coding region: 1-570 (189 amino acids)
Source: RefSeq, a predicted model, not a curated record
AUGGCUCGAGGUCGAAUACCUCCCCCUCCAGCACAGGCCCAGUGGAUCAGUGAAGACGACUACAACCAGCCUCCCCCGCCUUACUCCGAGUUUGAAGAGGACGAUCAGCCGGGAGCUGGCUUAGACUCUCUCGGCCUCAUCAAUGGCGAUUACAACAUCGAUUGCCCUUUUGUCACCUCCCAGUGGAACUGUUACGGUUCCGACUUCGAAAUGACGCUCACCCUUGCCGGCUCGGCUCUCUGGGGAAGUUUCGAUUUAGGCAUCAUCGAGGGCGUGCUAUUCAUUGACGAGCGACCUUGGCAGUCAUCAGAUGAUUACUAUGAGUUCAAAUGGCGUGGAAGGGAAUCCGAUGGCCCCAUUAUGUACGGCGACCACCACCAGGGCUGGAUCAAGUUUCUAGGUGGUGGUCGGAUUGAGGGAUGGUUUGACUACCGGGGUCUCAGGUUCGAGGGUGAACGGCUUCCUGGUCAGGGGACGAGGAGCAGCAGGGAUGCUCGCAGUCUGCGGAUGCAGUGGGAUGGGUAUUCAGAGGAAGAGUACGACCGAGCGAACCGGGCUCGUUGGCAUUGA